UUUUGAUAAAUAGUGAGAGUCUGAAAAAAAGAAAGAGGAGAAAAUCCAUUGACGCCCUAACAAAAGACGCCGGCGAGUGUAUUCGUCACUUUCUCUAGUUUCCUGUAACCCAACCCACUCAAACGAAAUUUUUUCUUAAUCUCUCUUUCGUUCUUCUUCUUCUUCUUCUUCUUUAGAUUGUUGUAAUUCCAAUCGGAACUCUCGAUUCGCUUUCUUCUCCGUUCUUCUGUGGCGGACCGGUUUUGUGGUUUUUUAUUUGAACAUUCCCGAUCUUGCCCUGAGUUCCACGAUCAGUUUCUUUAAACCCUAGGUUUUACACAAGCAUUCUGUUUCUCCAGAUUAUCGCAGACUCUUUCGUUCUAUUCUUUGUAGUUUUGUAAAAGGUAUUUCGGUAGAUUUAGGGUUUGUCUGUGUCUAGUUUUCGAGAUCGAGAGAGAUUUGUGAUGAAUACUAACAGAGGAAGAUAUCCACCGGGUGUUGGAACGGGUCGUGGUGCGCCUCCGAAUCCAGAUUAUCAUCAGUCGUAUCGGCAGCAACAACCACCUCAAGAUCAGCAGUAUGUUCAACGCGGUUAUUCUCAGAACCCUCAGCAGAUGCAACUCCAGCAACAACAUCAACAACAACAGCAGCAGCAACAGUGGUCAAGACGCCCUCAGCUUCCUGGAAACGCUAGUAACGCUAAUGAGGUGGUUCAGCAGACGACCCAGCCCGAAGCUAGCAGCGAUGCUAAUGGUCAAGACUGGAAGGCUACGUUAAGGCUACCACCUCCUGAUACUCGUUAUCAGACAGCGGAUGUGACAGCUACAAAGGGAAAUGAAUUCGAAGAUUACUUUCUGAAAAGAGAUCUGUUAAAGGGAAUAUAUGAGAAGGGUUUUGAGAAGCCAUCUCCAAUUCAAGAAGAGAGCAUUCCAAUUGCUUUAACUGGUAGUGAUAUUCUUGCUAGAGCUAAAAACGGUACAGGAAAGACUGGUGCCUUCUGCAUUCCAGUCCUCGAGAAAAUUGACCCAAAUAACAAUGUUAUUCAAGCCAUGAUUCUAGUUCCAACGCGAGAGCUGGCCCUUCAGACAUCACAAGUUUGCAAGGAGCUUUCCAAAUAUUUGAAUAUCCAGGUUAUGGUCACCACUGGCGGUACCAGUCUGAGAGAUGAUAUUAUGCGAUUACAUCAACCUGUGCAUCUGCUGGUUGGAACUCCUGGAAGAAUAUUGGAUCUUACAAAAAAGGGUGUCUGUGUUUUGAAAGACUGUGCGAUGCUUGUAAUGGAUGAGGCCGACAAGCUUUUGUCUGCAGAAUUCCAACCUUCUCUAGAGGAAUUGAUACAGUUUCUACCCCAAAAUCGUCAGUUUUUGAUGUUUUCCGCCACAUUCCCUGUCACUGUUAAGGCUUUUAAGGAUCGACAUCUCCGGAAGCCCUAUGUUAUCAAUCUCAUGGAUCAACUCACGCUUAUGGGUGUCACGCAAUAUUAUGCUUUUGUCGAAGAAAGACAGAAGGUUCACUGCCUCAACACACUUUUCUCUAAGCUGCAAAUAAAUCAAUCGAUAAUCUUUUGCAACUCUGUCAAUCGCGUGGAGCUGUUGGCUAAGAAAAUCACAGAACUUGGUUAUUCAUGCUUCUACAUUCAUGCAAAGAUGGUUCAAGACCACAGGAACAGAGUAUUCCACGAGUUCCGCAAUGGUGCUUGCAGGAAUCUCGUUUGCACUGAUCUGUUUACUCGAGGAAUUGACAUUCAAGCUGUGAAUGUCGUGAUCAACUUUGAUUUUCCUAGGACUUCUGAGUCAUAUCUACACAGGGUGGGUCGAUCAGGACGGUUUGGACACCUUGGAUUGGCUGUGAAUUUGGUAACUUAUGAGGACCGUUUCAAAAUGUAUCAGACUGAGCAAGAACUUGGGACCGAAAUCAAACCAAUUCCUUCUAAUAUCGAUCAAGCAAUCUACUGUCAGUAAACUUGUAACUGUGCAUGAAACGUGUCUCCACCCAAUGAGAGGUACAAGAUGGUUAAAAUGGUGUUUCUCAAGCUCGAGGGGAGGAGAUGAGGCAACUAGUACUUGGCGGUUCAUGUAAAGACUCGUUACUCAGUGGUUUGGUUCCUAAUCUCUCUUAAAGACACUUGUUAUCUGGUUCUAUGGAAACCUCUUUACGCUGCACUUAUUAUGAGACUCCCUUUGACUUGGUUAGUAAUAAAGAUAGAACGUAUGACUCUCCUCUUUUUUAUUUUCGUGUUGGGCUCUGUUUGGAAUUAUGGGCUUUAUCCUAUUUAGGAUCUAUUUAUCAUGAAAGUUGCACUUCUUAAUUUUUGCUUCCACGGAAUUAUUUUGAUUUUUCCAAAAUAUUUUCUUCCACAUGCUUAUUAUUCUAGUUUGGUAUUAAGCUAUUUUCGUCAAAAUGUUUGAACCGUAACCAAUCUUGUUUUAUAGUGUUAUAUCCAUUGAGAAAUUAUAGUU
Molecule: messenger RNA, 2438 nt
Organism: Arabidopsis thaliana (thale cress)
Lineage: Eukaryota; Viridiplantae; Streptophyta; Magnoliopsida; Brassicales; Brassicaceae
Product: DEA(D/H)-box RNA helicase family protein
Exons: 10
Coding region: 444-1940 (498 amino acids)
Cellular component (GO): P-body
Molecular function (GO): nucleic acid binding; ATP hydrolysis activity; ATP binding
Source: RefSeq, marked reviewed